Elaeis guineensis (African oil palm) is the source of this 1322-nucleotide messenger RNA. Its product is annotated as membrane steroid-binding protein 2. NCBI's taxonomy places the organism in Eukaryota, Viridiplantae, Streptophyta, Magnoliopsida, Arecales, Arecaceae. Gene Ontology annotation, cellular component: endoplasmic reticulum; endomembrane system; membrane. The record is from RefSeq and is a predicted model, not a curated record.
UGGGUCAGUCUAAUUGUCAUUCGCCGCAUGAUCAUUCUGUAUUUGAAGUGAGGAGUGUCUUCUAUCCACCGUCUAUAUGCUCCAGGAUUUGAAAUGGUCCAUGAUUUCUCCGUUUUUGUUUUUUUUUUGUGCAAAUGAUUUCUCCCUUCAAAGCUUCUUCACGUUUAUCGGAAAAAGGCAAAAAGCUCCUCCACCCACGACGAGGAAGGUAGAAAAAAUUCCCCUCCCACCAACCCUCACUCGACUAAAACCCUCGUGCUUGCUCGCCUCUACUUCCUUCCGUCGGAAACCCUAACCUCCCUCUUCGUCGAAGCCUUUUAACCCUAAUACAUUCAUCUCCUUCCGGCGAUGGCGCUUUACGAGUCGUUCGCGGCGGCGAUCUACUCCUACACCGGCCUCUCCCUGGCCGCCUUCUUCACCAUCCUCGCCCUCAUGGUCGGCGUCUACCGCCUCGUCUGCGGGAUGUUCGUCGCCCCCGACACCAUGCCGGAGAAGAGGUCGCUUCCGCAUGAGCCGGUGAUCCCACCGGAGCCCGUCCAGAUGGGUGAGAUGACGCUGGAGGAGCUGCGGGCUUACAACGGAUCCGACCCCAGGAAGCCCCUCUUGAUGGCGAUCAAGGGCCAGAUCUACGACGUGUCCAGAGGAAGGAUGUUUUAUGGACCUGGUGGUCCAUAUGCCUUAUUUGCUGGGAGGGAUGCUAGCCGGGCACUGGCCCUCAUGUCCUUUGAUCCCAAUGACCUCACAGGUGACUUGGAAGGACUAGGCACAUCAGAGCUGGAAGUCCUGCAAGAUUGGGAAGAGAAAUUUAUGGAGAAGUAUGUUAACGUUGGGAGACUUGUUUCUGAAAAAACCAGAGAUGGAGAUCAUGACGGAAGUGUUGAGAAAACAGAACUGAAUCAAGAACUGGAUAGAGAUACAGUGGAUGCAAAUGCUGCAGUAGAAGCUAACGGUAUGGAAUCAGAUGCAAAGAUAAACUGAAAAGGCAUGAGGUAAGCACUGCAAGAAUUCCAUCAUUCUGUCUGGCAAGCAUUAAGUAAUUCCAAUAUAGAGUGAUCUUUAAAAUGUCAGCUCCAGUUUGAUUCAUGGAACUGAUUAUACCAGCAAAUGAUGGUGGUCACGUCUCUGUUAACCAGUGUGCCUAUGUAUAUAUAUGCAUCUUUUCUGCCCAUUGGAAUACCAAAUGUUGGCUCUUGGCAUCUUUGGUCCACGUGAUGAUUUCAUCUUCAAUUCCUGGAGUAUAUCCAAGUUGUACUUCAUGCUUGUUGUAGUAGUGAGGGAGUUGUGUUCUGUUUUUAUCUUAUGCUGGCUUAAUUUCUUCAGAA